AGCAAGGAACGGAACCAUUUACGAAAACUCAAGCUUUUGAACGCGGAAAUUAUAUCUUCUUCGAUCCAAGUACUUGGGAGAAGGUUAAAAAAGAAUACAUUCUUAUGUACGAAGCCUUAGAGGAACGGCCUACGAUGCUAAGUUCAAUGGGUGGUUCAUCGUCUUCAUCAAGUCUUUCUUCACUAUCAACACCAAGCUUACAACAAGCUGCUGCCGCCCAACAAAAUCUUGCAUCAAGCUCAAUGAAUAUGGCAAAUCUUAUGAAUUUAGGAAAUUUAUCUUCAACAGUCGGUGGUGCAAGCGGGCUAAAUCCUGGCUCUCUGGCCGGUUUGGGCGCCGCAAAUCCUGCACAACUGCAGCAACUACAUCAUCAAUAUCCUACAGGAGCAACCAACUCGGGAUCACAUCAUCAAUUAGGUGGGCCCGGCCUUGUACAAGGCGGGCAUUACAUUGCACAGUGA
Racocetra persica is the source of this 461-nucleotide messenger RNA. Lineage: Eukaryota; Fungi; Glomeromycota; Glomeromycetes; Diversisporales; Gigasporaceae. The record is from the annotation of a GenBank genome assembly.